UGUUUGGGGUUCCUUAUUUUUCUGACUUUUGACUUAUUGGUGGGUAAAAGGACUUAUUUUAGUGUUUGGAUUUUCUGUUGUUGUGAGACAAGAAGUCAAGAAGUAAGAAAUUCUUACUUAUUUUGAGGGAAAAGGACUUUUAAUAAGUCAGAAAUAAGUUAAGCCAAACAUGCCCUAAUAAAACAAAACUCAGCACUCACUCUUUAUCUCUCUCUAUCUCACCUGCUGCCACCUCCAACCCCCAUCUGCCGCCGACCACCACCACUCGCCACUCACCUGCAACCGCCCCUAAAACCGCGCCACCUGGGUAACGCAUUAAAUUCAGGAGCAUUUUAUCGAAACUUCAAAAGGAUUGAUUUGUGUAGCUAUCUUCGGGGAUCAAGACAAACCAGCUUUGAUUACAUAUCCUGAUAUUGCUUUAAAUUGUAGCUGCUAUUCCCAACGUAAUGGAUUGGGCUUUUGUGAAUAGAAACUGGGAAAAGUGGGCAUCUAACAGUGUUGCUUCUGCCGCUGGUCAGUCAUUGAAGGCUGCUCUUCUAAUUAACUAUGAUCCAACUGGACCUUCUCGUCUACUCUCUACUAUUGCAGAAGAACAAGGCAUAGAAGCAGACCCGAUUGAAGUGGGUGAGUUUGUGAAUUUUGUCAAACGAGGCAAUUACCAGAGUGAAAGCUUCUUUAUUCAGUCAAAUCAAUAUGUUACUACAUCAAUACACGAAAGUUGGUUUUGUGCAAGGUGCUUGAACACAUCAAAGCCUGCUGGUGAAGGUGCUAUAGUCUACAAGACGCCAUCUUUCCUCAUUCUUGCCUUAUAUGACGGCUCCAUUGGUGCGGCCUCUCGUGCAAUGGCUGCAGUUGAUCGUUUUGCAUGGCAGUUGGAACGAAGAAAUCUAUGAGUCACAUACUUCUUUUUUUUUUUUUUAUUCCGUGUUUUGAGACGGUGUUUAAUUAUUAAUAGUUUGUUAGACUUACAUACGCGCUAAUUUGAGCCAGGCAUUUUAUCCUAGAUUGGACUCCAACCAUGACCGAGGAGAUAUAUAAAACAGGUAAUCUGGGAACUGAAACCAGUCCUUGCCUGAAAAAGCCUAUCUAGACGGGCUUACAAAGGUCUUAUUUUUGGUAGGAAGCCUUGUUAGAAGCCCAGCCCAGAAUACCCUGGUCUAAAUACGUUGAUUUGUUUCAGAUGUACAAAAAAGUUAAGUAAAAUUGAAGUUAGUUUGCACGGGGUACUUAA
Messenger RNA from Helianthus annuus (common sunflower), 1231 nucleotides. RefSeq lists its product as uncharacterized. Lineage: Eukaryota; Viridiplantae; Streptophyta; Magnoliopsida; Asterales; Asteraceae. The record is from RefSeq and is a predicted model, not a curated record. Bases 447 to 893 code for a protein of 148 amino acids. The transcript is spliced from 6 exons. Gene Ontology annotation, molecular function: actin binding.